AUGACCCCCCCGACCACCCCCUCACGCACCAUCACCGCCCUCACCUCCCACGAAAACAACCUCCAAACCCAUCUCCACUACCUCCGCGCCUGUCUCUCUCUAGCCCAAAAAUCCCCGCCAAAACCUACAAAUUUCCGCGUAGGCGCUAUUCUCCUCUCGCGAACCCUCCACGCCUCAACAACAACAGAAACAACAACACCAACAUACGCCGACACAAUCCUUUCCACCGGCUACACCCUCGAGCUACCGGGAAACACGCACGCCGAACAAUGCGCCCUGGAAAAAUAUGCAGCGAGCCAUGGCGUGACUGAGGAGCGGAUAGGGGACAUUUUACCACCGCCUCUUUCUCCCGACGCGAGAAGCGCAGGUACGGGAACAGGGACGGGGACAGACAAAGACCAAGAACGUAAUCAUGAACAGAAGAUAGUCCUCUACGUCACUAUGGAACCAUGCGGGAAGCGGUUAUCGGGUAACACGCCGUGUGCGGCGCGGAUUAUUCAAACGAGCCGCUCGUCGUCCUCGUCGGAAAUAGAAAAUAAAACGUCACAUGGUCUCGAUGCUUCAAACGGGCCCGGUUCAAACGCCACGCGGAGAAAGUCCGGUAUUGACAAGGUGUACUUUGGCGUGAAAGAACCGGAGACAUUUGUGGGGGGUUCGGUGGGUUGUAGGAUGCUGGAUGAGGCCGGGGUGGAGUGGGAGGUUGUGGAGGGGAUGGAGGAGGAAAUUUUGAGCGUGGCGAAGGCGGGGCAUGGGGAUACAGCUGAUAGUCAGAAGGAGGGGAUGGAAGAUGACAGGCAGAGACAGGGGACUACUAUCGAUGAUAUUUCGGAGAAGGAGAGGAGGAGGCAGGCUGCGUUACCACGAAAUCCGAAGAAGAGGAUGAUGGAGGCGGAUAUCUAA
Molecule: messenger RNA, 900 nt
Organism: Blastomyces dermatitidis ER-3
Lineage: Eukaryota; Fungi; Ascomycota; Eurotiomycetes; Onygenales; Ajellomycetaceae
Product: DRAP deaminase
Exons: 1
Coding region: 1-900 (299 amino acids)
Molecular function (GO): catalytic activity
Source: RefSeq, a predicted model, not a curated record